AUGACUGUCACCACAAACGGAACCACCUUUUCCCACAUCUCUAUCAAGCCUUUGCACCGGACUUUCGGUGCCGAGGUCAGUGGUGUGGACUUUUCGGCUCCCUUGACGGAUGAAGUCUUCAAGGAGAUACAUCAAGCUAUAACAAAGUAUGGUGUCCUCGUCUUCCGCAACACCGGUCUCACAGAUGAGGGGCAUAUCGAUUUUUCUAAGAAAUUCGGAGAGUUGGACGACGUGAAGCCAUAUAUCAGCGCUGGUCGGAAACACCGUCUCAAAUACGCAGAGCUCUUCGAUGUCAGCAAUGUUGAGGCCGAUGGGACCAUCCUUGACCCCACAAGCCCACGUUCCCAAGCAAACAAGGGUAAUGACCUCUUCCAUGUGGACUCAAGCUUUAACCCUCGCCGGGCCGGAUACUCCCUUCUCCUAGCACACGAGCUGCCACCUAGUGGCAUGGGUGGCCACACUGCCUUUGCAGACACGAGGACGGCAUUCGACGAUCUCUCGCCGGAGCUUAAGGAGCAGCUAUUGGCCAAGAACUACAUUGCUUGCCACUCUAUGCACCACUCUCGCAAAAAGGCCGCCCCCGAGGCCUUUGCCGGGAUCAACCCGCUCGAUUACCCUAUGGGACGGCACCAAUUGGUGCAGCGCCACGAGGCAUCCGGUCGUAUGAAUUUGUACCUUGCGGCCCACAUUCACCAUAUUGAAGACCUUACUCCCGAGGAAUCACAGGCGUUGUUUGACCAGCUGUUCAAGUACGCAACUCGCAAUGAGAAUACCUUGGAGAUUGAGUGGGAGCAACCGGGCGAUCUGGUUCUUUGGGAUAAUACUUGCACUAUGCACCGGGCUGUUGGAGGGCCUUUCGUUCGGAAAUACAAGCGCGACAUGAGACGGACGACCGUUCACGAUUCAAGCUCGACGGCUUGGGGAUUGAAUGAGCACACUGAUGUGAGGCAAGGACUUCCUUGA
Molecule: messenger RNA, 963 nt
Organism: Penicillium roqueforti
Lineage: Eukaryota; Fungi; Ascomycota; Eurotiomycetes; Eurotiales; Aspergillaceae
Product: TauD/TfdA dioxygenase family protein
Exons: 3
Coding region: 1-963 (320 amino acids)
Molecular function (GO): oxidoreductase activity
Source: RefSeq, a predicted model, not a curated record